AUUUCUUACUAGCAAAUACAAAACACAGACUACAUAACCCCCUUUUUAUAGACAUCAAUGAUACUCAAUAGACUUAGAUUACCCACGGUACUGAAAUUAUCCCAAUUGGCAUUUGCCCGAAACUAUUCCCGCAAAGAUUUUGCCUUUGUUUUCGAUAUCGAUGGCGUGCUUAUCAGAGGAAAAGAUCCUAUUGCCGCAGCCACCCCGGCCUUGGAACUCUUGAAUGAACAUCGGGUCCCCUAUAUUUUAAUGACCAACGGUGGUGGUGUCCUGGAAAAGGCCAAGGCCGACCACAUUGCAAAGAUUGUUGGUGUUCCGAUCUCCCCCUGGCAAAUUGUGCAAAGUCAUACACCAUUGAGAACCCUUGCCAAUGAUAGAAAACACAACAGAGUGUUGUGCAUUGGUGGUGUUGGUGAUGCUGUGAGACAUGUGGCUAAAAGCUACGGUUUUGAAGAUGUUGUGUUGCCAAUUGAUAUCGUCAAGGCUAUUCCCUCGAUUUCUCCCCACCAUAUGUUCAAACAGGAUGAUUUCGACAAGUACGCCAUUGACAUCGAUGUCAAUGUCCCUUUUAGGGCCAUUUUAGUGUUUAAUGAUCCGCGUGAUAUGUCGACUGAUGUUCAAAUUGUUCAAGACUUGUUGAACUCCCAAGAUGGUGUUCUUGGCACAAAGAGAAAGAGAAGAAGAUUGGAAGAUCCUGCCAUCCCUAUCGUAUUUAGCAACAGUGAUGUGUAUUAUUCUAAUGAAUACUCGUUGCCAAGAUUUGGUCAAGGUGCAUUCAGGAUCAUCACUGAAGAAUUAUACAGUCAUAUCAACCAGUUAAGACCUCAUGAAGCCAUGAGUUCGUUAUUAUGUGGUAAACCAUUCAAAUUACAGUAUGACUUUGCCCACCAUGUUCUUAUUGACUGGCGUGAAAUGUUAAUCACCAAUAAGUUUGAGCAACCAAAGUAUCCACUUUUAGGAACUGCCCCAACCGCAAGUCCAUUCAAGAACAUAUAUAUGGUUGGAGAUAACCCUGCUUCAGACAUCCAAGGAGCCAAUGAUCAUGGUUGGGAAUCAGUGUUGUUACGCACUGGAGUGUACGCCGAUGAAGACUUAAGUUCGCUCGAGGCUCAACCUACUGCUGGUGUCUUCAACGACGUGUACGACGCCGUGCUUGAAAUUUUACGAGUUAACAAAGUCAAAAUUUGAUUCCUUUGUUUUGUGCAACGGGCAAAUAUUUUUAGCAGUCAUAAAGAACCUUCUAUAUCUGUGUAAAUAUCGUAAACAAUGAUUUAUUGGAACAUUUCCGGU
This is a messenger RNA of Spathaspora passalidarum NRRL Y-27907, 1290 nucleotides long. RefSeq lists its product as uncharacterized. Gene Ontology annotation, biological process: glycerophospholipid biosynthetic process. Gene Ontology annotation, cellular component: mitochondrion. The transcript has a single exon. The coding region runs from base 58 to 1188 and encodes 376 amino acids. The record is from RefSeq and is a predicted model, not a curated record. Lineage: Eukaryota; Fungi; Ascomycota; Pichiomycetes; Serinales; Debaryomycetaceae.